UGUAGGCAGGCAGCGGAGUUGGUACGAACAUCUUCGACUUCACAAACCAAAACCACCUCGGCUGCUCUUCAGCGGCUCUGCUCGCAAAUAUGCCUCAGACCGGCCGCUGCUUUGGAGGUAUACGCCGGAUUUAGCGUCUUAUCUGCUGCGGAGAAGAUGAGCAAUUUCAGAGCGAGCAGCGCAAGAGAAAGUGUGCCUUGUUUGGAGUUGAACGGGUCGUGUGCCACAACAUAGUACUCGGAGCGCAUCGAGGCCAGCCCCAGCAGCCUGUAGCACUAGUUAGCUGGCCGGCUAACGCUAGCGUGCAGGUGUUUUGGCUGUAAACAACGUAACAUUACUUGUAGCUCUAGUUACCUGGCAGCAACCUCGGUUCUCACGUCUUGACCUAACAUUGAACUCAGUGUGCCUGCUAUAAACUUUUGAAGCAAACACCAAGUAGCAAGUGUUUCACUUAGCAGCAUUCUUAUUAGCAGUUAGCAGUUGCUGGGUGUUUACAGGAGCAGCAGUCUGGCCACAUUAGCCACAAAGCUAGCGACAUAACUUUAUUGCUACAUGCGCCUUUUUUUCCCCUCUUUUUUAGCUAUUUUUUUCCCCCCACUGUUUAACCGGACUUGACCUCGGACUCGCAGUCUGCUUUAGUUACUUUUUUUUUUUUUUAAUCAAGCGAGCCAGUUUGUGUUGUUUCACCGUUGUAAGCCGGGACUGACCCACCCUUAAGGACAAUUUACCCGGGGCCGAUGCUGACGGUUCAGCCCGGAUCACGGCAACACCAGGAGCCGCUUCAGCAAUGCAGCCCCAGCAGAUAUACGACUUUUCGAGUGACGAGAACAGUCACAAAUGGAGAGGCCUCUUCGUGCAAGCUUUACGAAAGGUACAGAAGCAGGUCCAUCCGAACCUGACAGCAAAGGAGGAUGCCCUCCAGUAUAUUGAGGAGCUGAUCUUGCAGCUUCUCAACAUGCUGUGUGUGGCCCAGCCUCGCACUGUACAAGAUGUAGAGGAACGUGUCCAGAAAACUUUCCCCCAUCCUAUAGAUAAGUGGGCAAUCGCAGACGCCCAGUCAGCCAUUGAGAAACGCAGGAGAAGACACCCUUUACUUCUUCCUGUGGAUAAGAUACACCCAUUGCUCAAGGAAGUUUUGGGCUACAAAGUGGACUACCAUGUUUCCCUAUACAUUGUGGCAGUGCUUGAAUACAUAUCAGCAGAUAUACUGAAACUGGCAGGCAACUAUGUUGGCAACAUUCGUCACUUUGAAAUCACUCAGCAGGACAUCAAAGUGUCCAUGUGUGCAGACAAAGUGUUGAUGGACAUGUUUGACCAAGAGGAGGAUAUUGGGUUGAUGUCGCAGGGCGCAGAGGAGCCCCUGUCCUCCGGGGAGCUCACGUAUGAUGACCUGGUGAGGCUUGAAAUCGCAGAGGAGCGGCAGUACCUGCGAGAGCUGGACCUCAUUGUCAAAGUGUUCCGCAGUCACUUCCUUCAUGCCAAAAUUUUCACAAAUGAGGACGUGGAGGUGAUCUUCAGUAACAUCCUAGACAUCCACGAGUUGACAGUUAAGCUGCUUGGGCUGAUUGAGGAUGCUGUUGAGAUGACUGCCGAUGGCAGCCCUCAUCCAUUGGUGGGCAGCUGCUUUGAAGAUCUAGCAGAGGAGCAGGCAUUCGAUCCCUACGAGACCCUGUCUCAGGAUAUUCUCAGUGGGAAAUUUCAUUCACAUUUCAACAACCUGAUGGCGCGACCAACAGUUUGCCUCUACUUCCAGUCAAUUGCAGAUGGCUUUAAAGAAGCUGUUCAAUAUAUCCUUCCCCAGCUGAUGAUGGUCCCGGUGUACCACUGUAUGCACUACUUUGAGCUACUGCAGCAACUUCAAGAGCGCAGCGAAGACCAAGAUGACAGAGAAUGUCUGAAACAGGCGAUCACAGCUCUGCUUAACCUUCAGUCUAGUAUGGAGCGAAUUUAUGCCAAACACCAGCCUCGACGUAAACCUGGUGAGCCCAUGUAUCGUCUGUACAGCAGGCAGAUUCGUAGCAAACAACUCGCCAUCAAGCGCAUGAAUGAGAUCCAGAAAAGCAUCGACGGCUGGGAGGGGAAAGAUAUCGGUCAGUGUUGCAGCGAGUUCAUCUUGGAGGGCCCGCUUAUACGAGCAGGUGCUAAACAUGAGAGACACAACUUCCUUUUUGAUGGCCUGAUGAUCAGUUGUAAGGCCAAUCAGAGUUCACGGCUCCCAGGGGCGGGCAGUGGGGCGGAGUACCGCCUGAAAGAGAAGUUUGUUCUGAGAAAGGUCCGCAUUAUGGACCGUGAGGACUCGCCAGAGCUGCGGAAUGCCUUUGAACUGGUAGGCAAAGAUGAAAACUGUGCAGUUUUCUGUGCUCGGACAGCAGAGGAGAAGGAAGCGUGGAUGGCAGCACUGGUGACUCUGCAAUACCGGUCUACUUUGGAUCGCAUGUUGGACGUGGAGCUGCAGCAAGAGGAACAGGCACAGCCUCUAAAACUGCCCUCCCCAGAGGUUUACCGUUUUGCAGUACAGGACUCUGAGGAGAAUAUAGUAUUUGAGGACAAAGUGCAGAGCAAAACGGGUAUCCCCAUCAUUAAGGCCGGCACAGUGGACAAGCUCAUAGAGAGGCUCACCUACCACAUGUAUGCUGAUCCCAACUUUGUCCGCACAUUUCUUACCACAUACCGAUCAUUCUGCAAACCACAGGAGCUUCUGAGCCUGCUGAUAGACAGGCUUGAGAUUCCUGAUCCAGAACCAACAGAGGAGGACAAACAGAUACUGAUGACCAGCGAUCAUCCAAUGGUGGCCCAUCUCCAGAGGUUCCGAAAGGAAUACGUGCAGCCGGUCCAGCUCAGAGUUCUCAAUGUUUUCCGUCAGUGGGUUGAACAUCAUUUCUAUGACUUUGAGAACGAUGCAGCGCUUAGAAGUCGAUUAGAAGAGUACUUCACCACCAAAAUUCAACUGCGAGGGAAGUCCAUGAGAAAAUGGGUGGAGUCCAUUAAUAAGAUCAUCAGGAGAAAGAUGCAGCCUCAGACUAACGGUGUCAGUCCCAGCAUCACUUUUGAGAGCUCACCUCCGCCCAUCGAGUGGCACAUCUGCAGAACCGGCCAACUGGAGUCAUUUGACCUCAUGACCCUUCACCCCAUAGAGAUUGCACGCCAGCUGACACUGAUUGAGUCUGAGCUCUACAGAGCUGUUCGGCCGUCUGAGCUGGUCGGCAGCGUCUGGACCAAAGAGGACAAAGAGAAGCACUCUCCAAACUUGCUCCGCAUGAUUCGCCACACCACUAACCUCACUCUCUGGUUUGAAAAGUGUAUUGUAGAGACAAUGAACCUGGAAGAGAGGGUGGCAGUGUUUACACGGGUCAUAGAGAUUCUGCAGGUUUUCCAGGAGCUCAACAACUUCAAUGGUGUGCUGGAGGUGCUCAGUGCCAUCAAUUCUGUUGCGGUCUACAGGCUCGAGCACACCUAUGAGGCAGUACCAGAGAGGAAAAAGAAAAUCCUGGAAGACGCUGCAGAACUGAGCCAGGACCAUUUUAAGAAAUACUUGGCUAAACUCAAGUCAAUAAACCCACCCUGUGUGCCUUUCUUUGGUAUCUAUUUAACCAACAUACUGAAGACAGAGGAAGGCAAUCCAGACUUCCUGAAACGCCACGGAAAGGAUCUGAUCAACUUCAGCAAGAGGAGGAAAGUGGCGGAAAUCACAGGAGAGAUCCAGCAGUAUCAGAACCAGCCCUACUGUCUGAAAGUGGAGCCCGAGAUGAGGAAGUUCUUUGAGAACCUGAAUCCAAUGGGUAACCAGAGUGAGAAGGAAUUCACAGACUACCUGUUCAGGAAGUCUCUGGAAAUAGAGCCUCGGAACUGCAGGCAGCCUCCCCGAUUUCCUAGGAAGACCAUGUACAGUCUGAAAUCCCCAGGGAUCCGCCCCGUGCGAACGUCUACCUCUGGCACCCUAAAGGGCCACCCUGUCCCACUUGAGAGGGAGCCCCCACACAAGAUCACCUUCCGGAGUAUCAAUGAGAAUGAUCCGGAGGUUCCGGCAUCAGCCUCGGUGCCCACCUCUCCGAACACGCCCACUCCCCCACAGUCAGCCUCUUCUGACCUUAGCUCAGUCUUCACGGAGCACGACCAGCUCAGCAACUCCUAUGGCGGUAGCACUAACUCCAUAUUUGCUCCAGUUCUCCUGCCGCCUUCAAAGUUGCAGUCUGUGUCUUGCGGUAGCCUCCACCACCUUGGAGAGGAGCUAAAGCCACCACCUCUGCCACCUCGAAGGAAAGACACAAUGUCUGAAGCUAAAUUGAGCUCCAGGUCUGACAGCCCUCCUGCCAUCCCUCCCCGAGUGCCUCCUCCUCUGCACAGGAACCAGCCUCGUCCCCCAGUCUACAAUGGACCUCCCAAUGAUGGCCCUUUGCCCAGCCCUCCUCCUCCACCACCACCCCGCGACCCCCUACCAGACACGCCUCCCCCGGUGCCCCAGCGGCCCCCGGAGAUCUUCAUCAACUAUCCUGUCAACCAGCCUUCACCCGUGGGCCGAUAUCACUGGGACUUCGGCAGCUCCCCCAGUUCCCCCAACACACCACCCAGCACACCGUCCCCUCGCAUCUCCAGGCGGAGCUGCCCUCUCAGCGCCAGCCAGAAUAGCCUCUGCCCUCUCUCAAUUCCCACUUCCGCUCCACCUGUCCCCCCUCGUUACAACUCCAGCCCACACCUUCCUAAACUCCCACCAAAGACAUACAAAAGGGAGCCGCUACAGCCACCAGUACAAGGCCUCUCCUUGGUGGAGAACACCGACAGCAGUCACUGAGCCUGCUUUCCUUCACCACCAAAAACGCAAACUUCUGAAUCGCCUUCAAACUACAACGCAGAUGACUCAAAGCUACUGAUCUGAAAGAACAACACUGCUCAACACACAAACUCCACCCAUCCUCCUCUGCAUCCACCCCGACCCCGCUGUGCCUCUCAGGGGGAUCAGUAGCGCCACCUCCAUCGUUAAAACCCACCGUGCCAAUAAGAAACCCACACCGGUGUGCCAGCUAUUAAACACCAAGGAGUGUUUGUCGGCUUGGAGCAAUACCUCUUGCUCCUGAUAAAAGUUCUCACGUCUCACACACUUCACUUACCCCACACCUCCAUCACCAGUCGGGAUGGGGGGGGUGAAUAUGGGGGCCUUGGAUUUUGUAGCUUCAACUGUCGUGCUUUUGUUUCUUUUGGGCAUUGACAUGAUCUGGAGUCCUGCUGCAGCUCACAGACGUAGCUCUUUCACGGUGGCUGUGAGCAGCAGAUGUUUUCAUUUAUUUGUUUUUCCUAUUAACUGAGAGGAAACAGUUGCCAAAGUCUUACUUUAUGUAGGGGGAUAAGGGAUUUUCUUUUUUUGUUUUUUUCGUUUUUUUUUUUUUUUAAAAAAAACAAAAAACAAAUGUGACAUUAACAGAAACACCAAGGAGGUGACACUGAAUCCCCCCUCCCACCUUGUAACUCAGCUGUACACUGUGACUAUAUAAACACGAGUCAAACUUUUUUUUUUGUUGUUGUUGUUUUUGUUUUUGUCUGAAGACAGGCCUCUCCACAGCCACAAAACGUUGCCUUUAAAAAAUAAAUAAAUCAAUCAAUCCAACAGUGGUGACCUCUGACCCUAGGCUUCAGUUCUCUCAGCACAGAUACAAAAACGAGAGCUGAGAACACUCCAUUUGCACAUGAAGUUUGGGUAAAGUCAGCAGGUUUUGAUUGGACUUAUUUAAAAAAAAAAAAAAAGUAAAUAAAAAAAAUCCUUCUGCAUUGUAUGACAGAGGGAAGUCUGCCACGAUAUCAAACAGCACCUCCACAUGGAAGACGAGGACUCUGAUGUAUCCUCCUCCUUCAAAAGCCGAUGUCUUAACUGAACCCCUUAAGGACAUGCGCUGCUGUCUCACACUGUGCUCCCCUCCAGAAGCCACUCUCAUGGCGAACUCUUCUUCUUUGGUAUUAAAACUUAGCACUGGAAGCACGCAUCCUCCCACCAAAGCUGGGUCUGCCCUUGAGCCACCAGUGGCUGGCUGCUCUAAAGGCCUAAAAACAACCCCAUGAAAAAGGAACUUUUUAACCCAGCUUCUUUUUUUUUCCCUUUUAAUUUGCUCGAAACAUUUCUGUUUCCUUUGGAAAGACUGAAAUAAUCCUCGCAUCAUGCUCAAAAUGUGCCUUUUAUUUUGUUUUCUACUUCACGGAAAUAAGUAAACGGUGUCUAAAAUGCUAAAAAAAUAAAGUUGCCUAUAUAAUGUUUAGAACAAAGCUAUACACUAUGAAAUUGUACAUGUUUGUGGAUACUGUGUAUAUAUAACAUGUAUACACUAACUAAAUAAUUUGUAUAAAGUGACACGUUUUUUUUCUGUUGUAUUUUACCCUCAUCCACAUCUGUUCAGUCAAAUGUUGCCUAAUAAUCCACUGCUGUCACAGUCGGAUAAAAAAAAAAACAAGACCAAACAAAGAAACAGGUCACUGUCACUAACUUACUUACAAUCUCCAGUUUAUUAAUUGAGGAAAGCCAUUAUUUCUUCCCCACCCCUUAGGUGUUUCAAAGCAAUGAAAAUACAGUUCAGUAUGCCAAGUACUUAACAUGAACUUCACUUUGUACAUCCUACUAAUUUUCUCCUUUUCCAAGACUUUUUAAUGGUUACACUUAUUAAACAGAGGUUGGAAUUGUAUUAAAUUUCCAGUUGAAUAUAUGCAGACAUGCACUCAACUGCAAGUAUUGGAGCAUAGUGAAGAAUUGGAGAUUUUUUUUUUUCCCCUGAGAAACACACUUUGUGCACUUUAGGCUGUACUGUUGAAGAGCCACAGUUGUUAUAGGUCAUGUGUGUUAAACGCAGUGGUCCUAUGCAACUGUUAAACCUGCUUUCUACGUGGAUCAGGGCAGAAUAAACACACGCCUACCACCUCACUUUGAUCCCCCGUGCUGGGUCUGACGUUAGUAAACCGGAACAUUAAACAUGUUCAACCACCGUGAGCAGAACUGUUUAAAAAAAAAAAAAAAAAAAAAAAAACUCAAGCCCUUUUGUCUCCUUGCUUUUGCUCUGAAAAUACAGAGCCACUCUCUUCCUCGUGCUCUGUAUUGUGCAGAAGAUGGUAGAUAAUUCAGCUUUUGAUCAAACUAGGGAUGAAAGGGGUGCAUAGGAGGAUUUCUGUAAACAGAAGUGACAACGCUUGACUGUUUCAGUUUGUUUUUGUCCCAAGUUUCCCAUGUCAGGAUUGUUGGGGAACUUUUUUUAUUUUUAUUUUUUGGUGGCAGUGUAACAGCUUGAUCCAGCAGUUGGUUUAUUUGAUGGUAUGUGGCCUUUUAACUGCUUUGUAUUAAUAGUCUUGAUGAGAUUAAUAAAUCACCCAGUCUUAUUUUGUA
This is a messenger RNA of Archocentrus centrarchus (flier cichlid), 7354 nucleotides long. RefSeq names its product son of sevenless homolog 2 (Drosophila) (gene sos2). NCBI's taxonomy places the organism in Eukaryota, Metazoa, Chordata, Actinopteri, Cichliformes, Cichlidae. Gene Ontology annotation, biological process: Ras protein signal transduction. The transcript has 23 exons. The record is from RefSeq and is a predicted model, not a curated record. Gene Ontology annotation, cellular component: plasma membrane. Gene Ontology annotation, molecular function: guanyl-nucleotide exchange factor activity; protein heterodimerization activity. Bases 788 to 4789 code for a protein of 1333 amino acids.